Messenger RNA from Penaeus indicus, 2570 nucleotides. RefSeq names its product NHL repeat-containing protein 2-like. Gene Ontology annotation, molecular function: protein binding. The transcript is spliced from 16 exons. NCBI's taxonomy places the organism in Eukaryota, Metazoa, Arthropoda, Malacostraca, Decapoda, Penaeidae. The record is from RefSeq and is a predicted model, not a curated record. The coding region runs from base 54 to 2570 and encodes 838 amino acids.
GGCGUUUUGAAAGCCCUGAGCCGAGGGGCGUCCGGCGGCUGAGAGAGGCGACCAUGGAGGAAGACAGGGCCGGGAAUAUUAGCGAAUUGACGCUCGUUUGCUUAGAUUUGGCAGCGAGAUUGGACGAGGUGGAGGACGUAGGGGAGAGGAAGGCCAUUGUGACUGAGCAUGUUAAGAAUUACGUCGAGGAGAAGAUUCCUAUGGUGGAUUUUGAGGCCGGAUUGGAAUGGUUCAACGUAUCAAGAGCUCUAACCCAUGCGCAGGAUCUCAAAGGCCGCAUCUCUGUACUUGACUUUUUUACUUACUGCUGUAUCAACUGCAUGCACAUCUUGCCCGAUCUCGAGGCCUUAGAAGAACGGUAUCCUCCAGAGCAAGGGGAGGUUCUUGUGGUUGGUGUCCAUUCCGCAAAAUUCGAGAAUGAGCGUGUAUCAGCAAAUAUCUUGGCAGCCAUUGAAAGGUAUCAUAUUCAUCAUCCUGUGGUGAACGAUGCCGAAGCAAAGAUGUGGACGGAGCUUGGCAUUGCUUGCUGGCCAACGCUCCUUAUAUUAGAUCCCAAUGGUCACCCAAUAUUUAUCCUUGUGGGAGAAGGCCACAGAGAGCGUCUCCAGUUGUAUGUGGACUGUAUGGUGGAAUAUUUCUCCAGCAAUGGAAGUUUAUCCAAGUUACCAGUACCUCUGGCUCCAACAGCUCAUUGUGCAGCAACUGGUUCUGUGUUGCUUUACCCAGGAAAAGUUGCAACAUAUCCUGGUGGACUUGUCAUUUCGGAUACUGGACACAACAGGAUUUUGUUGACUGAUAGGAUGGGUAAUAUAAAGAAAGUUGUAGGAUCUGGUGAACAAGGGAUGGCGGAUGGAACGUUCACCUGUGCAAGCUUCAACAAUCCUCAGGGGGUGGUUUACCAUUCUUCAAAUGUUAUAUUUGUAGCUGACACAGAAAACCAUGCAAUAAGAAAGGUGGACUUAAACACGGAAGAAGUAAAAACAAUUGCUGGCACCGGCAAGCAAGGAACUGACUUGGAAGGAGGUUUACAGGGCCCAAAGCAGGCCAUAUCGUCUCCAUGGGAUCUCUGCUUGAGCAAAAGUGUCGGCCAGGCAGAAGAUGCAGUUGAUAACUUGCUUUUAGUGGCCAUGGCUGGGACGCAUCAGAUCUGGGGCAUAUUUCUGACUGAUGGUGAUUGGCUGAAGGAAGGUCAAAAUUCAUCCUCAGCAACUGUGCAGCCACACUUGCCACCACCACCACCAUCAGUACCACUCACGGGAGGUGCACCACUGCCUCCCCCACCUCCAAGCGGAUCACUACCUACUCCACCUCCACCCCCACCAGGACCAAACCCAGGUCCAGCAGCAGCCCUACCACCCCCUUCCCCACCUGUCCGACCUGCUCCACCGCCCCCAACAUCUGCACCAUCUCCUCCACCACCUCCAGGCCCACCACCACCUCUGUCCCCAGUACGACCAGCUCCUCCACCACCUCUUUCUGCAGGCUCUUCAGCUCCACCUCCACCUCCACCACCAGGACCAGCUCCACCUCCACCUCCACCGGGAGCAGCUCCUCCUCCACCUCCACCGGGAACAGCUCCGCCAGUGCCUCUGCCUCCGAACAGAAGUAGUCUAGCAAAGACAUCAGUUGCAGAAACGUGCUCAUACAGCAAAGGAACAGUAUUGAGGCUUGCUGGAAGUGGUGCUGAGGAAAACCGCAACACUACAUAUCCCAGCCGAGCAGGCUUUGCACAGCCAUCGGGAAUAUGUGUAGGAGUGCACCAAGGGGAUCGUGCAUUAUACAUUGCAGAUGCGGAGAGCUCAUCUGUUCGGAUGUUCAGUUUGACCAAUGGCGCAGUAAAAGCUGUUGUCGGUGGAGCAAGAGAUCCACUUGAUUUGUUUGCAUAUGGUGAUGUUGAUGGGAAGGGCAUUGAUGCAAAGUUGCAACAUCCCCUAGGUGUAACAGCCGUUGGAGAAUUAAUUUAUGUUACUGAUUCUUAUAACCACAAAAUAAAGGUUUUGAAACCCUCUGGUAAAUCCUACAUUGCAACAACAGUUUCAAGUGGAUCAAAUGAAGAAAAGUUCAAUGAGCCAGGAGGACUCUGUGCAAGUGAAGAUGGCACAAGUUUAUACAUUGCUGACACCAAUAAUCAUGCUAUUAAAGUGCUGUCACUUAAGGACAACUUUGUGAAGCAGUUACAAGUAAGACUGACUGAUGAGGCAGACAGCUCAAGUCAAGAUGUGAUAGACCCAAAGUCUGCUCUGGAGGAAGUGGUGACGAAGGUCCCUGUAGGUCUUGAGACUCAGGUAGUCCUCAGACUAGUGUUAUCCCUUCCAGAAGGUGCUGAACUUAACAAGGAUGCUCCUAAUAAGUGGACCAUAACGACGACUGAUCAGCAUAUCACUUUACCAUCAUCUCAGGGCCAAUUACAAGAAGUGACAGAAGUACCUGUCAAUAUCACUGGAGUUUGUACUCGUGCAACAUCAUCAUGUGCAGUCAAGUUUGUAACUAUUGAUCAGAAUGAAGUUGGAAUAGAGAAGAUAAUAGAAGUUAAUCUCAGUGUUAGAGAUAAUGUACCUAAACAUCAGUGA